GUACCAGCUUUGGGUAUAAUUUACAGUAUUUGUUCUCAAACUUAAAUCUGGCAAUAUGUUUGACGCCAACUAUGGGUCCUGAAUGAAGACAGUGUUUUUUUCUUUCCCAAGGUUUCUGAAAUUUGGUUUGAAACUCAAUGAAAGAAUGCCUCCAAAAAAUAAGCAGAAGAAAGUGAUACAUCAAGAUGAACUGCGACGGUUAAUGAGAGAGAAACAAAGGCAAACGAUAGAUAAGAAGCGUGUCGAAUCCCCAUAUGCCAAGUACAACAGUCUCGAUCACCUUAGCUGCGUACUCUGCAACGAGCGAGUAAAGAAUGAACUAUUGUGGCAGACUCACAUUCUUGGAAAACAGCACAAGGAGAAACUUUCCGAGCUCAAGGGGUCUAAACAAAGUUCUACAAGUCAAGGACCCCAGCCUCUGCUUAAAAGGAAAGCUUCUGAAGACACGAAUGGGAAGAAGUUUAAACCAGUGGCAGUUACAGAGCAGUUGUCUACGCCAGGGCUACCUGAUGAUUUCUUUGCUAAACCUGCCCCGCCGGGGCCGAAGAAACUACCAGGUAUAUUGAAAAAAACGGCAUCUGCUGGGCUGAGUCUUUUGGCCGGAGUCGAUGAUGAAGACAGUGAUGAAGAGGAGGCUGGUGACCAGGGGGCAGAUUCUAGCUUGGGUGUGCAGAAGGGGGCACCUGCCUCAGGACUCCCAUCUGAUUUCUUCGACAACAGCACCAUUCCAGCUGUCCCAGCUGCUUCUCAUUCAGGGUCUAUCCUCAAACCAGAUGAAACUGAGAAGAGUGUGGAGAAGAAGGGAAAUACACCUGAAGCGCUACCAGAAGGCUUCUUUGACGACCCAGUGAGAGAUGCCAAAGUCCGUAAUGUCGAUGCUCCCAAAGAUCAAAUGGAUAAGGAGUGGGAAGAGUUCCAAAAGGAAAUGCGGCAGGUGAACACCAAAUCAGAGGCCAUUGUAGCCGAGGAUGACGAGGAGGGUCGUCUUGAGCGUCAGAUUGAUGAAAUCGAUGAGCAAAUUGAAUGUUACCGGAGGGUUGAGGUAUUGAGAGAUAAGCAAGAUGUGGUGAAGAAGGUUGUGAAGGAGAAAACAGAAGACCAGGAAGACUCCAGCAGAAGUGAUGAGGAUGAAGAAGAGCUGCUCCACUUGUUGUCAAGGGAUUGGAGGGCCAAAGGGGCCCUUGCUUAAAAUUCCCAGGGCAUUUUGACCCUAACUUGAUCAAAAGGUUUCUCCAGAUUAUAAAUAAAAGAGCGAAGUUGCAUAGGAAGCCACUUCUUUCCUCCCUCCAUGUCAAUGACAAACAUUUGUUGAGGAUAUUGAAUGUCUAUAUAACAUGCUUUUGUGGUAAACACUGUUUUUCUACUGUCAGACUGUCGCACACUUGCGGAAAUACUGUACUAUCAGCAUUCAUUAAAAAAUGAACAGGA
Messenger RNA from Oncorhynchus nerka (sockeye salmon), 1428 nucleotides. Its product is annotated as zinc finger protein 830-like. The transcript has a single exon. Lineage: Eukaryota; Metazoa; Chordata; Actinopteri; Salmoniformes; Salmonidae. Gene Ontology annotation, cellular component: nucleus; spliceosomal complex. Gene Ontology annotation, molecular function: nucleic acid binding; zinc ion binding. The coding region runs from base 83 to 1189 and encodes 368 amino acids. The record is from RefSeq and is a predicted model, not a curated record. Gene Ontology annotation, biological process: mitotic DNA replication checkpoint signaling; nuclear DNA replication; mitotic DNA damage checkpoint signaling.